AUUCAUUUACAAAUAAACUAUUAACCAUAUUAUCUUUUCUAUCAAGCAAACCCACUAAAGAAAAAAAACAUGGGAAAUUGCUUGGUGCUGCAACAAAUUAAUAUGAUGAAGAUCAUAAAAACUGAUAGGAAAGUUCUUGAAUUCAAAGUACCAAUCAAAGUUGAAGAGGUUUUGCCACUUCCACCUCCAGCAUCACCAAAAGGGGUCAAGAAGGUGAGGUUUGCAAAUCCAGAAGUUCAAGAUGUACAUAAAAGUAGUGUGGUUAGGAUUAAGCUUGUUAUUAGUAAGCAAAAACUGCAAGAUAUGUUGGAUAAUGGAGGGAUUUCAGUUGACAAGAUGUUAUCUCUUGUUCAUGGUGAAAAGGGAGUGGAUGGUGAAGAUUUGUGUAAAGAAAAUAAUGAUGAUUCUCUAGGAGAAUGGAAACCGGUAUUGAAAAGCAUACCUGAAGUAAUCUAGCAGUAGGCUUCAAGUUACAAUAUUUUUGUUUCUUUCUUAUACUGUUUAAGUGUUAGAGUUUUCCUUUUUCUAAUAUGUACUAUACAAUAGUGUAAUAAAAGAAGUAAUAAUCAUGGUUUUAAAUUGCGGUCGCGGAUGCGGUUGCGGGAGUUGCUGUUGCGGCCAAUGCAAUUGCUGCGAUGCGCAUUGCGGCCGUUGCGGCGUGAAUUUUGAUCGGAAGAUAUUUGAAAAACACCAUUAAAAAACUCUUAAAGUUAAUAUUUUACAUUACAAAUCACAUGUAAAUUGAGUUUUUUGGGUUCUCAAAUGUUGAGUUAUGAUGAAAAUAUGUUAAGAAACAUGGGUGAAAGUGUUUGAUGCGAAUUUUAGUGUUGUCGGAUGUGUGAUUUCAAAUCACAACGCAAUUGCGGCCUGAUGCGGAGACUACCACGUGCGCGCAUCAGCAAUAUUGCGGCUGCAAUUGCGAUUGUGGAUCGCAAUUUAAAACCAUGAUAUAAAUAGAGGAUACCAAAGAAAUAUUCUGACUUCAAGUUCAGCAUAUAUUCUUUUCUAGGCUA
This is a messenger RNA of Vicia villosa (hairy vetch), 1013 nucleotides long. RefSeq lists its product as uncharacterized. The coding region runs from base 70 to 456 and encodes 128 amino acids. The record is from RefSeq and is a predicted model, not a curated record. NCBI's taxonomy places the organism in Eukaryota, Viridiplantae, Streptophyta, Magnoliopsida, Fabales, Fabaceae. The transcript has a single exon.